AUGAAAACUAAGAACAACACCCAAGUGUCGGAGUUCAUCCUGAUGGGGCUGUCCCAUGAACGUGGAGCCCAGCUGUUCCUCUUCACCCUUUUCCUCAUCUUCUACCUGACUGCCCUGCCAAGCAACAUCCUGAUCAUCAUCACCAUCCGAGGUGACCCACAUCUUGCCUCACCCAUGUAUUUCCUGUUGGCCAAUUUGGCUUUCUUGGACAUCUGGUACUCCUCAAUUACUGCUCCCAAAAUGCUGGUUGACUUUCUGGCUGAGCGCAAGAGCAUUUCCUUCGGCGGCUGCAUCACUCAGCUCUUCUUCCUCCAUUUUGUGGGAGCCUCCGAAAUGUUCUUGCUCACCGUCAUGGCCUAUGACCGCUACGUUGCCAUCUGCCAGCCCUUGCACUACACCACCACAAUGAGCAGGCGCCUGUGUGUCACACUGGUGACAGCCUCAUGGGCUGGGGGCUUUGUUCACUCCCUCAUCCAAGUCAUGCUGAUCAUCCGCCUGCCUUUCUGUGGGCCCAACAAACUGGACAACUACUUCUGUGACAUCACCCAAGUGUUGAGGAUUGCUUGUGCCAACACUUUUGCUGAAGAAAUGGCGAUGAUCCUCAGCAGCGGCCUCAUCUCUGUGGUCUGCUUUGUGGCCCUCUUGGCUUCCUACGUCUUUCUGCUCACCACGCUGAAGAAGACUGCUGGACCGUCCACCAGGAAGGCCCUCUCCACUUGCUAUUCCCACAUCACCAUUGUCAUUUUCAUGUUUGGUCCUGCCAUCUACAUCUACGCCCGACCCUUUGAUGAAUACGCACCUGACAAGGUGGUUUCUGUCUUCCACACAAUCAUCUUCCCCCUCCUGAACCCCAUUAUUUAUACUCUCAGGAACAAGGAGAUCACUACUGCCAUCAAGAAGGUAGCCAACAGAUGCCUAUUCUGCAAGAAAAAGUGA
Messenger RNA from Varanus komodoensis (Komodo dragon), 936 nucleotides. Its product is annotated as olfactory receptor 4M1-like. Gene Ontology annotation, cellular component: membrane. Gene Ontology annotation, molecular function: olfactory receptor activity; G protein-coupled receptor activity. NCBI's taxonomy places the organism in Eukaryota, Metazoa, Chordata, Lepidosauria, Squamata, Varanidae. The coding region runs from base 1 to 936 and encodes 311 amino acids. The transcript is spliced from 2 exons. Gene Ontology annotation, biological process: G protein-coupled receptor signaling pathway. The record is from RefSeq and is a predicted model, not a curated record.